Messenger RNA from Penicillium cinerascens, 1617 nucleotides. RefSeq lists its product as uncharacterized. The transcript is spliced from 2 exons. Lineage: Eukaryota; Fungi; Ascomycota; Eurotiomycetes; Eurotiales; Aspergillaceae. Bases 1 to 1617 code for a protein of 538 amino acids. The record is from RefSeq and is a predicted model, not a curated record.
AUGGUAUCCCAAGCUCAAAUCCUCGAUCGCGCUGCGCCGCUACAAAGCGCCCCGUCCGUCGUGUCGCGACAGUCGCACUCGGGCCGACGACAUCGCUCGGGUCGCUCUCACCAUGGCGGCCCUCUCAGUUCCUCGUCGAACGAUUUCCCCAUCUUCACAUACACCGGCGAUACCGAGGUUGUCAUCCGCGCCGGGUCGCAAGAGAAACGAUACCUCCUCCAUCGACUGAUUCUGGCGCAAUGCUCGGGAUUCUUCGAGGCAAGCACAAACGAGGACUGGACCCGUCAGAAUACAUCGGCGGUAGGCGCGCCAAAACCCGACGGGACAUUGUCUCGACUGAGCGAAGAAGACUCGUUGUCUAAUGGAUCCACGCUGGCGCAGUCGGAAACCGGAGGAUCGCUGGUACGGCCGGGAGAAAAGAGACGGUGGAGGUAUGAGCUGGAUUGGGAGACUCGUGCGGAGGACGAGGAGCCGAUUCUGGUACAAAAGCAACCGACCUACGCUCCAAUGUUCAAUGGCGAUCAAACCGCAUUCCCUCCGACGAUGACGAAGCCGUCCAAUGCACAGGCAGGCUUUUUUCGGUCCAUGGCGAACUUGACAGGAAUGCAGUCGGUCGUUCAUCUUCCCUCGUCCGGGGGUGACGGCCAGGGCGUUGUCAGCCCUUUGAUACGCGACUAUGAAAACCUCUUCCGGAUCUUCUACAACCACGCCCCGGCCCUCAACAGCGUCAACAUUGCCUCUGCCUAUACAGAGUGCAAGUCUCUACUCGCACUAGCAGAUAUGUAUGACGCACUGCCGGUGACAGGUCCGCGCGUAGACCACCACCUAUUGGGAUUCGGUUCGCGCCUUUUUAAGCAAAUCGCCAAGUACCCGCCCAGCUACCUCAAACUCGGGUAUCUGGCUCGCAGCCGGGUCAUCUUCUCUGAAGCCCUGAUCCAUGUUGUGGGCCAGUGGCCCUCGGCCUUGCCAAACCUACGCAGCGGCACAUACGCUCCUCUUCCAAACUCCGUCCUCGAUCUAAUCGAGGACAAAUACGAGGAUCUCGAGGACCUCAAGGCCCGCGUCGAGUCCAAACUCCUCCGCCUAUCCCUAACCACCUCGCGCGGCGAGCGCGUCGGUCCCUCAAACGCCUACCUGGACUGGCUUGCAGUCUCAUUAUUCCGCCAGUGGCUCAUUGAAAACACCACACCACCGCCAGCUCCUAUACUCAAGAACUCAUCCAAUAGUGCUCCGCCAAACGGGCAAGGAUCCCAAACAACCUCCUCGAGGCCAACUGCUUCGCCCGAUCCAACAGCCCGCGUCUAUAGACUCGUGGGAUCAUCCUCUUCACAAGCGUAUUUACCUCAUGACGAACUCAAACGAUUCCUCAAGCUCCACCCCACCCCCUCCUCCGACUCCCCAUACAGCCGCGAGACUUUGAAACGCUUCGAGCGCAAAAUGGACGAGAUCAAACGGCUAGCCCGCGAGAUCGUCAAACCGUUGAUGCGGAACUUCCUCGAGCUCGAAGCAAAGAGUAGCAGCGAACAUGCGAAUAGCAACACUACCGUCCAAGAGAGCCCGGGCUUGCCAUACUUGACCUGUACACGCGUCGAAGAAGCCGACCUGCCCUGGAGCUGA